Molecule: messenger RNA, 1842 nt
Organism: Anoplopoma fimbria (sablefish)
Lineage: Eukaryota; Metazoa; Chordata; Actinopteri; Perciformes; Anoplopomatidae
Gene: phyh
Product: phytanoyl-CoA 2-hydroxylase
Exons: 9
Coding region: 65-1069 (334 amino acids)
Biological process (GO): fatty acid alpha-oxidation
Molecular function (GO): phytanoyl-CoA dioxygenase activity
Source: RefSeq, a predicted model, not a curated record
UCAGCCUCCCUCUCUCCUGUCUGCGGUGUUUUCCGGCUCACACAGGACACAACCCGCCUGCAAAAUGUCUCGGGCUGCUGAAAGACUCAGACUGCUGAUCAGUCAUCUUGAUCGACCACCUGGCACGAUCAGAGCUGCACCGACCUCUGUUCAAACCUUCACCUACAGUCCCCCCCAGAGCCUGAGAUACACCGACGAUACCGACCUGCUGACCCCAGAACAGCGACUCUUCUAUGAGAAAAAUGGGUUCAUCCUCAUCAAGAAUCUGGUGUCUGAAGAGGACAUCAACAAGUUCAGGAAGGAGUUUGAACGGGUCUGUCGACGGGAAGUCAAGGUUCCCGGAAUGAUGGUGAUGAGGGAUGUGGCAAUCGUUGGGUCUGAGUUUGUUCCGGAUCAAAAAGCGGUCUCCAAACUCCAGGAUUUCCAGGAAGAUCCUGAACUGUUCCGGUACUGCUCCUUACCACAGAUCCUGAAGUAUGUCGAGUGUGUCACCGGACCCAACAUCAUGGCCAUGCACACAAUGCUGAUAAACAAACCUCCUGAUGCAGGUAAGAAGACAUCUCGUCACCCGAUGCAUCAGGAUCUGCACUACUUCCCGUUCCGCCCGUCCGACAGGAUCGUCUGCUCGUGGACUGCGAUGGAGAAAGUGAACAGGCAGAACGGCUGCCUGGUCGUCCUGCCGGGAACGCACACCGGCACGCUGCAGGAGCACAACUACCCGGAGUGGGAGGGUGGUGUAAACAAGAUGUACCACGGAGUGCGAGACUAUGACCCGACGCUCCCCAGGGUGCACCUGGAGAUGGAGAAGGGCGACACCGUCUUCUUCCACCCGCUGCUGAUCCACGGCUCUGGCAUGAACCAGACAAAGGGCUUCCGCAAGGCCAUUUCCUGCCACUACGCCAGCGCUGACUGCUAUUACAUCGACGUGAAGGGAACCACACAGGAAAACAUAGAGAAGGAAGUGAAGGAAAUUGCAACCAGGAAGUACGAUUUGGGCGACGAACUUACCUUCAAGGACACCUGGGCUUUCAAAGGCCGCCUUGUGCAAGGAGAGAGGACCUCGCUGUGAAAGUGACGCACAAAGAAAACGCAGCGUUGUUGCAGCGUGACCACGGAUCGUCAUGGUGAUCGGAUGAGAAGCAACAGGGCACGUUCGCACCGGCACAGAAAGUGUUCAAGGCUUCCUGUCAGGUCAUCAUGAAGAAAAAAUCUAAUCCUGCAAUCCAUAAUUUCCUUUAGAAAUUGAGGAACAUAAUUUUUAGAUCGCGUACUGUUUAUUUAAUUGAGGCUUCAGCGUGUGUGCGCGUUGUAACAUUUUGGGAAAGUAAUCCAGAACAUGUUGUUCUAAAAGAGAGAAUAAAAACGGGAAAUACUUUUCAAAUAGAAAAUGUCAGUUACCUGUCACAGUAAAUCACUACGUAGUCAUGCAGAAUAAAGCUUAUGAGCACACUGGCUGCUAUAUCUUGUACCGUGUUUUACAGCACAACAUGCGGUUUAAUUCACCAAAACCCUCAUGGAAAGGGAUGUUAACGAUGAUUUCUGGCAUGUUGAUUAAGAAAAGUAAGCCUAUUGUGAGUGACAGAGAGGCUGAGCGAGAUUGAGAGAAGGACAAGGCAGAGUGAGAGGGAGAAUAAUGAAAACUGUAUUCAAGCAGAGAUGUAGAGAAUGCUCCUUUUUGAUUGUAGCUCUUGUUAAUUAACACAGAGGCCUUAUAAAUGUAUCAACGUGUUAAUGUUGGUGUGUCUGUUUGAUGAUUAGUGAAUGGAUGUGUGUUUUCUACAAUCUUGAUGUGGCAAAUGUAAUGUUUUAAUAACACUAAUAAUAAAAAUGAAAGCUAUAUUA